Molecule: messenger RNA, 780 nt
Organism: Theileria parva strain Muguga
Lineage: Eukaryota; Apicomplexa; Aconoidasida; Piroplasmida; Theileriidae
Exons: 2
Coding region: 102-767 (221 amino acids)
Source: RefSeq, a predicted model, not a curated record
UUUUAAUCGUAUUGUCUUUUUUAUCUAUUUAUUUUUAUUAUAUUAUUUUUCGAUAUUUUACAUCUUAUAUUUUACAUUUUACACAUCACUUCCUAUCGCAAAUGUUCGUGUUUAAGUCUGACUCUCACCGUCAGAUGUUUUGCAAUAUGCUUAAAUUACAAAUAAAAUCUAAUAUUUUAAAGAGAUUCGGCGGUCUUGGCCAAGAAGAAUCUAGAAUACUGAGGUCAAAAUCCUUUAAAGAGUUUCUCAAUGUGUGGUCCAACUCGAUCAUAAACAAACUUCCAAAAGAUCUAGAAUCGCAACCUAAGUAUGUAACAUCCCAGAUAAAUCAUGUUUCUGAGGAAAUUCUGGGUCUUUCAUCAGUAAAGGAUAUGAUUGAUAAGGACAAAUCUAUUAAAUGGCUCAUAGACAGGAUAAACAGUGAUUCAGACGAUGUUCCACGUCCUUAUUUCCCCUCCGUGUUAAGGAACUCCAUGAUUCAGUUCCCCUUCAAACAGUUUGAUAUUCAGAAAUCCAGAGAUUUAUACGGCCUUCUCAAAUUCCCCUUUUACAAACUUUCUGCCAGUGUUUAUCCGGACUCUUCUGAGUCUUUCAAAGGUUUGAUUGAACCCAAAACUUCAAGUUCACCACCUGAAGAGGAUGAUGAACAUGGCGGAUCGCGUACUAAAUCCAAUUUUGGAACCAAAAACUCACAGGAUGAAGCUCAGUUUUCUUCAUCUAACUAUAUUUACUCACCCAGUGAGCUUGAAACUGGCUUAAGGCAAUAAUAUUAUCUAGUGC